AUGUCGAUUCAAUUAGAUAUAAUAGGUCUUCUUCAAGCAAUAGCUCGUACUUUGAAUGCAUUCAAUCUUGAAGCCGGUUCAGCACUCAUCGAACGAGCUUUGGUGAAUAUUAAUGAUGAUCCUAACAAUACUCAAUUACUCGCUAAUCUAAAACAGGAACUUGGGCAAUUGCCACCACUAACAAAUCUCAAUAUUCAUGGCGAAAUGCUUUGGUUUAUUGAAAAAGUAAUUGAAUAUGUACAAGCUGCUAAUGUGAUCAACAAAAAACUUGUAACACGAACUGUCGAAAAGCUUUAUCGUGGUUUAGAACCAUAUGCUCGAAAUGACACACAACGAACGGCCUUGAUCGAAAUGCAAACUGCCAAAGAUGAUGCACUAGGAAUGUGGCUGUGGGAUGGGUGCCGACAAGAUUCACAUCAUGCACCCAUCCAAAAUAAAUGUCUUAAUGACCUUAAAGUUUGUGCAAAGUCUUACAUUAUUGAAUUUUUCAUGGGUCGUAAUUAUAAAGAACAAACAAGAACUGAAAUAUUAGCUAUUGGUAUUCAAGGUGAUCGUCAUUCAUUAUGUGGUGCUAUUAAAAGAUUUGAACUUAAUGGUAAACAAUGGAAUGGUUUACUUUCUCUCAAAGAACAAUGUGCACGUUAUAUUGCUCUUAUUAAAAAUGAACAAAUUAAAUGGUUUAUUACUGCUUAUUUAUCUCCAGAUUUAUUUAAAUAUGUAACAAAAGAUAUAUUUAAUUUACGACGACGUGAAUUUCGAUUAAAUUAUGCAAAACCUUUAUAUAUGUGUCAAGAAUGUACAAUGGAUACUUAUGAAGAUCCAUCAGAUGAUUGUCAAUGUCCACAAAUAGAUACGGCAAUAGAUGCCUUGAAUAAUUAUCUUUUUCAACAAAAGACGACAAAAAUUAAUAAAUCAAAAAAAUUUGAAAUUAUUUAUAAAAUACCAAAUGAUGAAAUGGAUCAUAGUGAUGAAUUAAAAAGUUCAACAUCAUUUUUUCUUUAUCUUUCACCAAGUCAAUACAAUGCUGAAACUUAUAUGGAUGAUGAACCUUUUGAUGAAUAUAAUUUAAUUAAUUCACAUAUAUCUGCAAAAGAUAAACUUUUAUUUGUUGAUACUAUGCGUUUUUUUGGUGGAUUUCGAACUAAAUAUCAAGAACCUCAACUUAUUUUUUAUCGUCGUAGUGAAUUAGAACUUUAG
This is a messenger RNA of Rotaria sp. Silwood1, 1197 nucleotides long. Lineage: Eukaryota; Metazoa; Rotifera; Eurotatoria; Philodinida; Philodinidae. The record is from the annotation of a GenBank genome assembly.